AUGGUGCCUCACACUAUUGUCCCGAUCACAGGGGAUGGAGCUUGCCUGUUCCGAUCUCUCUCAUAUCUUAUGUAUUACAAUCAGUUAAUGGCUAGCGAUGUGCGUGAACUAAUCGUGAAACAUGUGGUGGAUAAUUGGGAGGAAUUUUCCAUUAUGUCUCACGACAGCAAGGGGGACAAUUAUACCAGCUCUGCUGAAUAUCUCGCUCACAUGUCUCAACCAUUUACUUAUGGUGGUUUAUGCGAGUUGGUGGCGGCUGGUGAAUUAUUUGGGUUUGUUUUCGAGGUUUACCGCAAUGGUGAGCUCUAUAAAAGUUUUGGUGUUGAAGGUCACCCUGUUAAGAGGCUGCGCUUUACGCAGGACCUUUCUAAAGGACAUUUCGAUGCAUACGUGCCACGUAAAAAUGAAGAAUUGACCACUACACCACUCUUUUUUCAGUAUGAUCAUGCCUCAAAUAUUUCACAACCAUCAUCUCUUUUUGGUAGCAAAAAGGCUUCUGGCAAACGUCGUGCUAGAUAUACUAACGUUAAAAGGAAGAAGCAACUUCAAGAUGCGGCAAGAAAAUAUGCGCAUAAUAACCCUGAGGUGAACAGAGCAGCGGUAACUAGGUACUCAAAAAAUAAGCCGGAGGUGCAUAGAGCAGCGGUGGCAAGAUACCAAAAAAAUAACCCUGAGGUGCACAGAGCGAUAGAGUUUCGAUAUGAAUUAAGCAAUUCUGGAAAACGAUUAGAAAGGCGAGCACUUCCGUGGAAGGUAAAAGCUUAUUCAGGCAUGGCAUAUGAUCCUGAUGUGGAUUAUGAGGCAGACAGCAUUAUAGCUCUGGGUACCAUGAGCCAGAAGUGUAAGUACUGCAAUGCCCUUAAGUGGAAGGAGGAGGCUCCUGGCAUGUGUUGUAAUGAUGGAAAGGUGCAGCUUUCACCUUUUCAACCUCUGCCCGAGCCUCUCUACAGUUUGGUAAUGGGUAGCCACUCUGAGCACGUCCACUUUAUGAAUCGUGUUCGGAAGUAUAAUGGCUGCUUCAACAUGACAUCAUUCGGAGCCAAGCAGGUUCAACAAGACGGCUUCAUACCGACCUUUAAAGUUCAGGGGCAGGUAUAUCACUUGGUAGGAAGCCUGCUGCCAGCAUCUGAGCAAGAAGCCCAAUUCCUACAAAUUUAUUUCGUGGGUGAGGACGAAAGGGAAGUCCGCUUGAGAUGCAACAAUUUUCCAGAUGUCAAACAGAAAUUAGUUAAAGAAUUGCAGAGGAUGCUACAUGAAGUCAAUAGUUACAUAAAAGACCUAAAAACUACUAUAGAAAAAGUACCUACAAUUUGCAAAAAUUUCGAAGUUAUUAUUCAUGCAGAUAGGAAGCCCAUUGAUGCUCAUGGAGGACGGUAUAAUGCACCAACAGCAAAUGAGGUAGCUUUGGUGAUUGUGGGACAGCAAUUUGAGCAGCGAGAUAUUGUGUUGCACAGCCAUGACAACACACUAAAGCGUAUCAGCGAGAUUCAUCGAUCAUACGACGCCUUGCAGUAUCCGCUUUUGUUCUGCCGUGGCGAAGAUGGGUACUCUAUUGCCCUGUCUCAGCGCGAUCCUCAGACCAAGUUGCCCCUAAAGAAUACAGUAUCCGCAGCGAGCUUUUACUCAUACCGUAUUAUGGUCAGGGAAGGGGAAGUUAAUCACUUGGUGUACUUCCGUUCACUUUUCAGUCAAUUUUUGGUUGAUAUGUAUGCUAAAAUAGAGACUGAAAGGUUGAAUUAUAUUAGGAAUAACCAGGUGCAGUUGAGGGCAGAUAGUUACAUUCAUUUGAGAGACGCCAUGGGAAAGCAAGAUGCUGACGUUGCUCAGAUGGGUCAAAUGGUGGUGCUUCCGUCAUCAUUCACUGGAGGACCACGCUAUAUGCAUGAGCGAACUCAGGACGCUAUGACAUACGUCCGUUUUUAUGGUCGUCCUGAUCUGUUUAUUACUUUUACUUGUAAUCCAAAGUGGAAGGAUAUCACAGAUGUACUGCUUCCUGGCCAAAAAUCUCACGAUCGACACGAUAUUAUAGCUAGGGUAUUUCAUCUCAAGGUGAAGAAAAUGAUGGCUCUUUUAAAAAAGGGUGAUUUGUUUGGAAAAGUGACGUGUUUCAUGUACUCUGUGGAAUGGCAAAAACGAGGUUUGCCUCAUAUUCACAUCUUGCUGUGGCUAGAGCAGCGCAUCUUUAAUAAUAUGAUCGACAAAGUCAUAUGUGCUGAAAUACCUGAUCCCGUGAAAGACUCUCUUCUUUAUAAUAUUGUCAAGGCCAAUAUGAUUCAUGGGCCCUGCGGGGGCUUAAACCGUAAUUCGCCAUGUAUGAAAGGAGGCAAUUGCAGCAAGAGGUAUCCCAGGCAACUUCUAAAGGACACUCAGACAGGAAACGAUGGAUAUCCGCAGUAUCGGAGAAGGUCUCAAGCUGAUGGUGGAUUUACCGUAAAAAUCAAUGAAAUAGAGCUGGACAAUCGUUGGGUGGUGCCCUAUAAUCCUGUUUUGUUACGUACUUUCAAUGCUCAUAUUAAUGUGGAAUUAUGUAAUUCAGUUAAAUCUAUAAAGUAUAUUUGUAAGUACGUGAAUAAGGGCAGUGAUCAAGCGACUUUUGCCUUAGAGAAUAAGAGGGAUGAGGUAAAAUUGUACGAGAGUGGACGGUAUAUUAGCAGCUCAGAGGCAGUUUGGAGAAUCUUGGCGUUUCCUAUUCAUGAGAGGUAUCCUGCUGUCUUUCAUCUAGCUGUACACCUCGAGAAUGAAUUGAAAACUGUAAAUGGUGUUGUCUGUUCCACAUUCCAGUCUGCAUGCAAGGCAUUAGGUUUGCUGGAAGAUGACAAACACUGGGACAAUACAUUGGAGGAAGCUGCUUUGUGUGAUUCUUCCUUCAAGCUGCGGGAGCUUUUUACAGUGAUGUUGGUAUUCUGUCAACUUAAUGAGCCUAUGAGUCUUUGGGAAAAGUAUAAAGACAGCUUUUCAGAAGAUAUUACACGACAAGUGGAAAGAGAGUUGCAAAGCAGUGCGCAGCAGAUAAUGGACGAGGUGUAUAACAGAUGUUUGGUGAUGAUUGAAGACGCAGUAUUGGCUUUGGGAGGACAGGAGUUACAACAAUAUGGUCUGUCUCAGCCAAAAAGGUUAGGAGAAGUUUUGAGAAAUCGGGAUUAUCUGAGAGAAACAAAUUAUGAUGUAAACAUCUUAGCACAAGUGGUGUCGAAUAACGAGGGUUUACUAACAGAUGAACAGUUCGCUGUCUAUCGGCAGGUCCUUAGCAGUAUUGAAUUAAGUGCUGGUCAGGUCUUUUUUCUAGAUGCUCCAGGUGGUACUGGAAAAACUUUUCUCAUUAAUUUACUUUUGGCAAAAGUAAGAAGUGAUUGUGGCAUUGCCUUGGCUGUUGCAUCCUCUGGCAUUGCUGCUACGCUGUUAGAGGGAGGCAAGACUGCUCACGCUGCUUUUAAGCUGCCCCUCAAUCUAAACUAUGUAGAAACACCCUUGUGCAAUAUUUCAAAACAAAGCAACAUGGCCCAAGUGUUGCGGGACUGUAAGCUCAUUGUUUGGGAUGAGAGCACCAUGGCACAUAAAGGGGGUUUUGAAGCAUUGAGUACAACCUUAAAAGAUAUUAGGGGUAACGAUGGAGUGAUGGGGGGAGUCACUGUGUUGCUGGCUGGAGACUUCCGACAGACUUUGCCUGUAGUGCAAAGGGGAACUCGAGCUGAUGAG
Messenger RNA from Temnothorax curvispinosus, 3696 nucleotides. RefSeq lists its product as uncharacterized. NCBI's taxonomy places the organism in Eukaryota, Metazoa, Arthropoda, Insecta, Hymenoptera, Formicidae. The record is from RefSeq and is a predicted model, not a curated record. The transcript has 2 exons. The annotation marks the transcript as partial. Gene Ontology annotation, molecular function: DNA helicase activity. Gene Ontology annotation, biological process: DNA repair; telomere maintenance.